Messenger RNA from Echinococcus granulosus, 1260 nucleotides. Its product is annotated as Phosphatidylinositol 3-kinase regulatory subunit alpha. Gene Ontology annotation, cellular component: phosphatidylinositol 3-kinase complex. Gene Ontology annotation, molecular function: 1-phosphatidylinositol-3-kinase regulator activity. Lineage: Eukaryota; Metazoa; Platyhelminthes; Cestoda; Cyclophyllidea; Taeniidae. The transcript is spliced from 5 exons. The record is from RefSeq and is a predicted model, not a curated record. Bases 1 to 1260 code for a protein of 419 amino acids. Gene Ontology annotation, biological process: phosphatidylinositol phosphate biosynthetic process.
AUGGGAUCUCUACUGUGUCACUACUGGUGGCUGCACAUUUCUCACUUCGAUCGAUUCAGGCACCUUCAAUCCGUGCAACAGACAAAAACACAAAUUAGACGCAAUCAUAAUAUCCUUCUCUUCCGGAUCUACCAUCGCGGCGAUGUCUUCGACAUUAGCAAUCCACCCUCACCGGGUUUCCCAUUGGUCUCUGCCCUGGUGGCCUACUACCAACAACAGCGGCCCUUUACCAGCAUUGACGCACCCAUCCCGAGGCUAUUGUAUCCUGUGGUGCGAAACAAUCUACUUGAAUUGCCACCAAACCUAGUGUCCGUGAGCUCAGAUCAGAUCGUCAAGAGUUUGCUGACUGCAUUGCGAUCUACCUCAAUAGAGUUGAAUCAGUUACAGGUCGACGAGUUAAAUCACCGAUCGAGUGAAUUAAUGCACCAAAUGGCUGUGACAGCCAGUCAGAUUCUGGCCCUUAAACGUGCAAGGGAAUGGCUGAAGAAGACGAACUCACAACUCUCUAUCAACCAAAAGACUGUUAAGGGUGUCAGUCAAGAAGCGUUGGAAAAACAUGCUAACCUCUUGGAACAACGUCUGACUUGGACCAAAUCAGCUCGUCAGGCUAAACGCCAACAGCACAAAAGCCUAAUUGACCGGAUCCGUGAGGUCUCCGAGAGCCUGGUGGUACUCUGCUCCCAAAAACACCAAGUCGGCCGUCGCAUGCAGGAGAUUAGACGCGAACUUAAACGUCGUGGUAUCUCUGAUGAAGUCAUCUUUGCUUGUGACUCAGGCGCCACGGAUUCCACCACAUUGACGGUAACGACUGGGACGAUGGAAAGUGCGGAUAGCGGUUUGCAGUCAUCUUCGACUUCAGCGCUGGCAUUGCCACCCUUGGAGCGCUCUACGUGGUUCGCGGAGAUGACGAGGCAGGAAGCCGAGGAUGUGCUGUUCAACAAACCCUCAGGCACCUUUCUCAUUCGACCCUCAGCCAUGGCCAAUAGAUUCGCCUUGUCUAUUAAAACUGGCCUCACUGUCCAGCAUUGUCUCAUCUACAGUGGCCGUGCUAAUGACGAUAGUGGUGACGCAACGUCACGUUGGGGCUUCUCAGAGAAGUCACUAGUUUUUUCCUCCCUAGAAGAUUUGGUUGCCUUUUAUCGGACUACCAGUCUGGCUAAAUACAAUGCUCUCUUGGACACAACGCUUGCCCUACCGGCCUUUGCAUUGACAUCCACUUCACCAUUAGAAAAGACGCCAACGAAGUCGGUGCCGAAUUAG